AUGACGACAAUGGACCUCCGCGUGGGGAACAAGUACCGUAUCGGCCGCAAGAUCGGCAGCGGUUCCUUUGGCGAUAUCUACCUGGGCACUAACAUCAUCUCCGGCGAGGAAAUCGCCAUCAAGCUCGAGAGCGUCAAGGCCAAGCACCCCCAGCUGGAGUACGAGGCCCGCGUCUACAAGUCCCUCGCCGGCGGCGUGGGCAUCCCCUUCGUAAGAUGGUUCGGUACCGAGUGCGACUACAACGCCAUGGUGCUCGACCUGCUCGGCCCCUCGCUCGAAGAUCUCUUCAACUUCUGCAACCGCAAGUUCUCCCUCAAGACCGUGCUCUUGCUCGCCGACCAGCUUAUCAGCCGUAUCGAGUACAUCCAUGCCAAGAGUUUCAUACACCGUGACAUCAAGCCGGACAACUUCUUGAUGGGGAUCGGGAAGCGUGGGAAUCAGGUCAACGUCAUCGAUUUCGGUUUGGCCAAGAAGUACAGGGACCCGAAGACGCACUUCCAUAUCCCGUACAGAGAGAACAAGAACUUGACGGGUACUGCUCGUUAUGCUUCUAUCAACACGCACUUGGGUGUCGAGCAAUCCCGUCGUGACGAUAUGGAGUCCCUGGGCUACGUCAUGCUCUACUUCUGCCGCGGCUCUCUGCCAUGGCAAGGUCUUAAGGCAGCCACCAAGAAGCAGAAGUACGACCGCAUCAUGGAGAAGAAGAUGACCACCCCCACCGAGGUCCUCUGCCGCGGCUUCCCGAACGAGUUCGCCAUCUACCUCAACUACACCCGCAGUCUCCGCUUCGACGACAAGCCAGACUACUCCUACCUCCGCAAAAUCUUCCGCGACCUCUUCGUCCGCGAAGGUUUCCAGUACGACUACGUCUUCGACUGGACCGUGUACAAGUACCAGAAGAACGCCCAGGCCAUCGCCCAAACCACCAACAACGCACCCGCCGCCGCGGAAGAGGCCGAGGAGAAGAACGGCCGGUCCACGCAGAAAGCCACGGCUGGUCAGACGACGACCGGCGGCUUCCAGAAGGAGCGCCGCGCCGUCCAAUCCAAGACCGAGGGCACUGGAAUGUGA
Recurvomyces mirabilis is the source of this 1071-nucleotide messenger RNA. RefSeq names its product serine/threonine protein kinase (gene HRR25). Bases 1 to 1071 code for a protein of 356 amino acids. Gene Ontology annotation, molecular function: ATP binding; protein serine/threonine kinase activity. Gene Ontology annotation, cellular component: nucleus; cytoplasm. The record is from RefSeq and is a predicted model, not a curated record. Gene Ontology annotation, biological process: signal transduction; endocytosis; peptidyl-serine phosphorylation. NCBI's taxonomy places the organism in Eukaryota, Fungi, Ascomycota, Dothideomycetes, Mycosphaerellales, Teratosphaeriaceae. The transcript is spliced from 4 exons.